GAUUUGUAGUCAUUUUCUCCAAAAAAAAAAAAAAAAAUCUGCAUAUUCAUAAAUCCCAUCUUUGAUUGACUUUAAAGAAAAGAAAUCGAAAUCCAAUCAAUUAUCUUCUUCUUCUUCUUCUUUUUUAUUCCAUUAUCAAUACAAGAAACACUCCUUCGUUUAUCGUCUCGUUUCUUCAUUUUCAAUUACACAAGGGACAUUAAGUGACUCUCGAGACCAUUACUGCAGGCAGCUGAGACGGGGUUGAAUUCUUUGAACAGCUGCCCGAAACAAAGAUAUGGAAGUAUGCAGACCUUUGAAAACAGAUGAUAAAUUAAAGCACCGCCCUUUGAAUCCAUAUCGGUUUUUUAGGGGUAUGAUAUGUUUAGUGGUGUUCCUCUCUACCGCCUUUAUGUUGUUAGCGUAUUUAGGACCCGGGGCUGUCCUAUUGCGAUAUCUCAGCAUACACUACUCUAGAAAAGCAACAUCCUUCUUCUUUGGCCUAUGGCUAUCCAUGUGGCCUUUUCUUUUCGAAAAAGUAAAUGGCACCAAAGUGGUUUUCUCUGGGGACGAUGUUCCUCGUAAGGAACGUAUUCUAAUCAUCGUUAAUCACAGAACCGAAGUUGAUUGGAUGUAUCUAUGGGAUCUCGCGAUGCGAAAAGGCUGCUUGGGCUACAUCAAGUAUAUCCUUAAAAGCAGCUUGAUGAAACUACCUGUUCUUGGUUGGGGAUUUCAUGUCUUGGAGUUCAUUUCGGUAGAUAGGAAGUGGGAAACGGAUGAAACUAUCCUCCAUCAAAUGCUUUCGACUUUUAAGAAUCCUCGAGAUCCUUUAUGGCUUGCUCUUUUCCCCGAAGGAACCGAUUUUACUGAAGAAAAAUGCGAGAAGAGUAAAAAAUUUGCAGCUGAAGUCGGAUUGCCGGUGUUGACAAAUGUGCUGCUACCGAAAACAAGGGGUUUCUGCCUUUGCUUAGAAACACUUAGGGGCUCUUUUGAUGCAGUUUACGAUUUGACUAUCGCAUACAAGCGCCAAUGCCCCUUCUUCCUCGACAAUGUAUUUGGCGUCGAUCCAUCGGAGGUUCACAUCCACAUACAACGUAUCCCCAUCAACAACAUCCCAACCUCCAAUGCCGAGGCUUCUGCGUGGUUAACCAAUAGGUUCAAAGUGAAAGACGAAUUGCUCUCGGAUUUCAAAUCUCAAGGCCAAUUCCCGGAUCAAAAAUCCGAAGAACAACUCUCUACAUUGCAAUCCUUGCUAAAUUUUACAGUGAUCAUUGCCUUAACAACCAUAUUCACUUACCUAACAUUUUCUUACAAGCUGUGUAUGGCAUAUGUAAGCUUAGCUUGUCUAUAUCUUGCUUACAUUACUCAUUGUAAAAUUUUCCCUAUGCCUCUUGAAAUUUUGCCUUUUGUUAAGGGAAAAAAAGAUGAUUAAUUUUUUGGGGGGAUUAUUACUAGACAUUUUUAAUUGCAAGUUACAAUAAAAAAGAAAAAAAAAUUGCCUUCGAAGUUUGAAUAUAAAUUCAUUGCCUUGAA
Gossypium raimondii (Peruvian cotton) is the source of this 1512-nucleotide messenger RNA. RefSeq names its product probable 1-acyl-sn-glycerol-3-phosphate acyltransferase 4. Gene Ontology annotation, molecular function: acyltransferase activity. The record is from RefSeq and is a predicted model, not a curated record. Gene Ontology annotation, cellular component: endomembrane system. The coding region runs from base 278 to 1411 and encodes 377 amino acids. NCBI's taxonomy places the organism in Eukaryota, Viridiplantae, Streptophyta, Magnoliopsida, Malvales, Malvaceae. The transcript is spliced from 4 exons.